AUAAUGACUGGCGACAUUUAACUCAAGCUCCAUGGUGGUCGUGUUGAGGUUGAACUUGAUGCGCUCGUCCGGUUCGGGCUUGGAUUUUCUUAGAAGCCAGCCAGUCUAUAGAAAGGCUCCAACCGCCGAUGCUGCCCCUGGUGUUACCGCCUUGUCCGCCGCGGAGGAGGAGGACGCCGGCUUCCGCAAAGACGAAGCCCAGUGCUGCGGCUCGACCGAGAACAUGACGAUGCGAGUGUACGACUUGAAGAGGUAGAUGCCGCCGCCACCACCACCGGUGAUGUCGAUGAAUUUGAGAUGAUAGAUCACCACGCCCCGCUUGAGCUCGGGCAGCGGCUGCUGCAAAUUGCCGUGCUCGUCGUCCGCGUCGUUCCCGCUGUCGGUGCGGUUGGUGCUCUUGAAAGGCUCGAGCGCGGUCGUGAAGCGGGUGAGCACCUUGUCGAGCUCCGCCAGGCGCAUCUUCCCAACCCGGUCCAGACCGCUGAGGAUGCGAGCGAGGACCAUGGCGUAGAGUUCGGCUCGAGAAACCUCCAGGUCCAGGCCGCCGGUCCCGCAUCCUCCCUCGCACUCAGUGUACAUGGACGCCAGUGGGCCGUCGGUAAUGGCAUGGAUGGUUGCCUCCGUCUUCUCGUUGAAGGCUGCCACGUCCUCGCUGAGAUUUUUGAAGUUGUAGUGGCGGUUGGUGCUGGUUCCGUCUCCGUCACCCUCUCCUUCGCCGCCGCCGCUGUAAUCAGGCCUCAACCGGACGAGGUCCAUGCUCGCAAAGAUGCGUGCCAAAGCCGACGCACCUGGCAGGGCAGUGAACAUGUGUCCCUGCUCCGGGUCUCACCCCAAAGGUUCGAAGGCGAAGAAGUAGGGCGGAGGGGCAGUCUCUUGCUUGAUUACGGCUGUGGGCUGGGCUAUGGCGACGCGCAAAUGUUGCUUCAGGUCGGCCAUGUCGUCCAAUGCUUCCUUGUCUUGCAGCAUCAGGACCCGAGGAGAGAUCAGCUGAGGUGCUCAUGUUUGGCGGGUUUCCCUUGGUAAGCGAUGGCUUUGCUGAAGGGUUGGCAGUGUGUGAUGCCGAGGUCGCAAGAUGGCAA
Parathielavia appendiculata is the source of this 1079-nucleotide messenger RNA. RefSeq lists its product as uncharacterized. The coding region runs from base 298 to 1023 and encodes 241 amino acids. The transcript has a single exon. NCBI's taxonomy places the organism in Eukaryota, Fungi, Ascomycota, Sordariomycetes, Sordariales, Chaetomiaceae. The record is from RefSeq and is a predicted model, not a curated record.